Molecule: messenger RNA, 717 nt
Organism: Mycosarcoma maydis (corn smut)
Lineage: Eukaryota; Fungi; Basidiomycota; Ustilaginomycetes; Ustilaginales
Exons: 1
Coding region: 1-717 (238 amino acids)
Source: RefSeq, a predicted model, not a curated record
AUGACUCGAAUCUCUUCCACUCUGGUCCUGGCCGCGGCCUUGGCUUUUAUGAGCUCGUCUCUGCUCAACGUCUCUGCCGCGACUCUACCCGCCCACAAUGUGGCUGAACGAGACAUUCAGGUUCAGUCUACCCCUGGACAAGCUCUCGCCCCGGGCCUUGCCACUCGUGACGCGCAGGAGCAAAAGUCUGCUGACGCUACCAACUCGUGGGACUGCAAAUGGUGGUAUGGUCGAUGGGUUUGCACCUGGAAAGAUGAUUGGUCCCGAAACUCUCAUGACGCUCACAACAAGCGGGACGACAUCGGCACCCUUGAUGAAGGACACGAAAUAAGCGAGCUUGUGGAGCGCGAUGAUUGGCGCGGCGGUCAUGGUGGCCACGAUCGAGACCACGGACACCACAGAGGCCACAGAGGUCAUGGAGGACACGAUCGAGACCACGGAGGCCACAGAGGUCAUGGCGACCACGAUCGAGACCACAGAGACCACAGAGGUCGCAGCGAUCUCAUGAACGGACACGAUGUGAAGGAGCUGGAGGCAAGGGACAACGGAUGGGGCGGAUGGGGUGGAUGGGGAGGCGGAGGUGGUCGAGGAGGAGGCGGAGGUGGUCGAGGAGGAGGCGGAGGCGGUCGAGGAGGAGGCGGAGGUGGUCGAGGAGGAGGCGGAGGCGGUCGAGGAGGACGCGGCCGCUUUGUCGAAGCCGAGGCCAAACAGGAGUAG